AUGGAAACACUAAGAUUGAAGAUACGUUAUGAAAUGUUUUUUCAGCAACGCAGUUUCUAAAAAAAUUAAGUUCAUAGAACUCAUACAUGUCUGAACCAAUCCUCAAUUACACUGUUCUACAAACGGUUAAAAGUAUAUAUCUCCUACAAUUUAUCUAUUCAAUACCAACAAUCAGAUGAUAACAUUAAUAGAUAUUUAGUAAAAAAAGGUACUUAGUGGUAUUAUAUUCCACUCAUGUUUAGUAAAAAUAAGAUCAUUUUUACCAUCUUCAAGACUGUUUGUUAAAAAACCAAUACUUAUUAUGAUAAUGUGGUUCAUUUACAACUUGAGGUAUAAAUGCCUAAAGAUAAAUAUUUCUUAAGAAAUUUAGCAUAUUAUAAACUCCUUUCCUAAUUUGAUGAUUGCUAAAAGGAAUUUCCCAAUAGUCAGAAGACAAUUGCACUUAAAAUAUCUACUCAUCAGUUUUAAGUUUGA
Messenger RNA from Stylonychia lemnae, 474 nucleotides. The record is from the annotation of a GenBank genome assembly. NCBI's taxonomy places the organism in Eukaryota, Ciliophora, Spirotrichea, Sporadotrichida, Oxytrichidae.